Messenger RNA from Erinaceus europaeus (western European hedgehog), 916 nucleotides. Its product is annotated as complement C3 alpha chain-like. Gene Ontology annotation, biological process: complement activation. The coding region runs from base 48 to 845 and encodes 265 amino acids. Gene Ontology annotation, cellular component: extracellular region. The transcript has 8 exons. The record is from RefSeq and is a predicted model, not a curated record. NCBI's taxonomy places the organism in Eukaryota, Metazoa, Chordata, Mammalia, Eulipotyphla, Erinaceidae. Gene Ontology annotation, molecular function: protein binding.
CCUCACUCCUUGCCCCAUGCAGGUACCGGGGAGACCAAGAUGCCACCAUGUCCAUCCUGGAUAUUUCUAUGAUGACCGGCUUCUCUCCUGACUUUGACGAUCUCAAUCUGCUAAGCAACGGUGUGGACAGAUACAUCUCCAAGUACGAGUUGAACAAGAUUCGGUCUCACAGCAAAAGCACCCUCAUCAUCUACCUGGAUAAGGUCUCCCACACAGAGGAGGACUGUCUCUCCUUCCGGAUCCACCAGUACUUUGAAGUGGGGCUCAUCCAGCCUGGAUCAGUCAAAGUCUACUCCUAUUACAACCUGGACGAGUCCUGCACCCGCUUCUACCAUCCGGAGAAGGAGGACGGGCAGCUGAGCAAGCUUUGCCACCAGGAUCUGUGUCGCUGUGCUGAGGAGAACUGCUUCAUGCAUCAGGAUGACAAUGACAUCACGCUGGAGUACCGGCUGGACAAGGCCUGCGAGCCCGGAGUGGACUAUGUGUACAAGGCCAGGCUGGUGGACAUGGAGCUGUCGGAGGACUUUGAUGACUACAUCCUGGUGGUGGAGCAGAUUAUCAAGUCUGGCUCUGACGAGGUGCAGGUCGGGAAUCGGAGACGGUUCAUCAGCCACGUCAAGUGCAGGGACGCCCUGAGGCUGCAGAAGGGGAAGCAGUACCUCGUGUGGGGGUUGUCCUCCGACCUGUGGGGGGAGAAGCCCAACCUCAGCUACGUGAUCGGGAAGGACACGUGGGUGGAGUUGUGGCCCGAGGCGGACGAUUGUCAGGACGAGGAGAACGAGAAGGUGUGUCAGGACCUGGCCAGGUUCGCGGAUGACAUGGUGGUCUUCGGCUGCCCCAACUGACCCCCCCCCAACACACCCACCUACUUACGCUCCACCUGCCCCUGCCCCAAUAAAGCUUUGGUUGUUUUUCA